Saccharomyces paradoxus is the source of this 939-nucleotide messenger RNA. It is a transcript of the gene ECM31, whose product is annotated as 3-methyl-2-oxobutanoate hydroxymethyltransferase. Gene Ontology annotation, molecular function: magnesium ion binding; 3-methyl-2-oxobutanoate hydroxymethyltransferase activity. The coding region runs from base 1 to 939 and encodes 312 amino acids. The transcript has a single exon. Gene Ontology annotation, cellular component: mitochondrion. Gene Ontology annotation, biological process: pantothenate biosynthetic process. The record is from RefSeq and is a predicted model, not a curated record. Lineage: Eukaryota; Fungi; Ascomycota; Saccharomycetes; Saccharomycetales; Saccharomycetaceae.
AUGAAUAUAAUGAAAAGACAGUUAUGUUCUUUCCCCAACCGAUUUUUUUCCACAGCAAAGAACGUCAUCAAAUACAACACGAUUCAGGAUAUCAGGAACAAAUACAUUACUGGUACGCCUUUGUCCAUGUGCACUGCAUAUGACUUCAUUACUGCUACGUGGGUUAACAGGGCCAAUUGUGAUUUACUCUUAAUCGGAGAUUCUUUGGCGAUGACUUCAUUGGGGUAUGAUAGCACAAUUACGCUUUCAUUGAAUGAAUUCAAAUACCAUGUCGCCUCUGUGUGCAGAGCCGAAGGUUCUUCCAUGGUGGUGGUAGACAUGCCAUUCGGUACGUUUGAGUCAGGCAUAUCUGAUGGCUUAAAAAAUGCCAUAGAUAUCAUGAAAUUGCACAGCAAAGUCACCUCUGUCAAAGUAGAAGUUGGUUCGUACACCAAAGACAAAUAUACGAUGAAAUUUAUUGAAGAGUUGUGCUCCAGGGGUAUCCCUGUUAUGGCUCAUAUAGGAUUAACGCCGCAAAAAGUUCAUUCGCUUGGAGGCUAUAAAGUGCAAGGUAACAAAAGUCUGUCACAAAUGCAGGAGUUGUACGAAACAGCCAUGCAUCUACAAAAAAUUGGCUGCUGGUCUAUUCUCAUUGAAUGUGUCCCUCAUAAAAUGGCUCAAUUCAUAACAUCCAAACUUUCCGUACCAACAAUAGGUAUCGGCGCAGGUAAUGGUACUAGCGGACAAGUUUUGGUUAUAUCUGACCUUCUUGGGAUGCAAGGUGAUUCUGUCCCAAAAUUUGUCAAGCAAACUGUAAAUAUGUCAGAUAUUGCGACUCAGGGCCUAAAGGAGUACAUAGCAAAUGUAGAGGAUGGAACAUUUCCCGAAAGAGGUACUCAUACUUUCAAAGUUAAAGAGGAACUUUGGAAUGAAUUUCUCUCUUCAAUUAAUGAAAAAUAA